AGUUGGAACCUAUCAGCUGAUUGGUCUAGUUCAGGCUCACGCUGAGCUGAACUGGACUAGCCUAUGUCCCCAACACCCAACUCCCCAGUUUGCAACAAGAAAAACCACUCUAAUCUGUCCCAACAAUCAACAUCAUUGCGACAUUGCUCUCGUUAGUCGUCAUCGUCGAUAGCCAUUACUUAGGUUCUCCGGCGGCGUGAUCUACCAGCCAUUAGCAACAACUCGCCUCAAACUCCCAAAUUCUCUCGAUUUUUGGCCUUCUCUUCAACUUGAAAAUCUCCACUAGGUAAUUCCUUACUUACCCACUUCUUUAGUAACAAUGCACAUAAAAUCCCUGAAACUUGAAUGAUUAAAUCUUACAAAAUUCAUGCAGUGAUUGGGUAUUUUUGGUUUUUCAGUUCUUUCUUUUAGAGCAAAUGUUGAGGCUUUAUUCAUCAAAGAAAAGUUUGUGCUGUUUCAAGAGACAUUUAGCAUGUUUAAGCACUAUAAGUUGUUGUUCAACUAAACCAUCAAAAGAUUAUAUGUCUAAGGUCAUAUAUACAAUACUUUAUAGCAAAACCCCUGAGCAAGCUUUGAGUUAUUUCAAAUCGAUUUCGCUGUCGAUUGAUGUAACGAAAAACCGCCUAGCUCAUUCGGCGAUUGUUCAUGUGUUAAGCAAGGCUAAAUGGUACUUGCAGGCAAGGUGUUUGUUAAAAUGCCUCAUCCAGGAUCUCAUUAAGACGUGCCCACCUUCACGUGUUUGCUCCAUUGUUUUUAAGGACUUGAGUCGAGUUGAUGAGUCUAAAUUUGAUGGCAAUGUGUUUGGAGUGUUAAUAAUUGCAUUAUCUGAAAUGGGUCUGGUAGAUCAAGCUAUUUGGGUUUAUUAUAAGAUUGGAGAAUUGCCUUCUAUACAGGCAUGUAAUGCUCUUUUGAAUGGGUUAAUUAAGGCGGGAAGGUUAGGUUCGGUUUGGAGAAUUUAUGAUAAGAUGCUUGAAAGGGGGAUCGUUCCUAGUGCUAUUACAUAUGGUACUUUGAUUGAUGGCUGUUGUAGUGAAGGGGACAUUGGGAAAUCACGUGCGUUGCUCGAUGAAAUGGUCAGGAAAGGGAUCAAACCAACAGUUGUUAUUUUCACGUCUUUGAUUCUUGGGUUGUGUAAGGAGGGUAGGUUGUCAGAAGGGGAAAAUUUGUUUAGAGUAAUGAAAGAAUCUGGUUUAAUUCCCAAUUUAUACACUUACAACGUUCUUAUGGAUGGGCACUGUAAAAUAGCCAACUGGCGACGUGUUGUGGGUCUAUAUAGGGAAAUGUUGAGCUGUAACUUGAUGCCUAAUGUAGUUACAUUUGGAAUUUUAGUUGAUGGGUUUUGCAAACAUGGUAGAAUGGAUACUGCAAGAAGGCUCUUUCCUUACAUGAUGAAGGCUGGUGUUCCUCCCAAUGUAUUUAUAUACAAUAGUUUGAUGGAUGGGCUUUGUAAGGCUGGAAAUUUUUCUGAAGCCCUGACUAUGUAUGAAGAAAUGAAUAUUUUUGGCAUCGCUUCAGAUGUGUUUACUUAUAGUAUUCUUAUAAAGGGUCUUUCUGAAGUAGGUAGGGUGAAGGAAGCAGCUAAUCUACUUUUGAAGAUGAAAAAUGAAGGGGUCUAUGCAAAUUCUGUGACAUACAACUCUGUGAUAGAUGGACACUGCAAACAAAGAGACAUGAAAAAAGCUCUCGAACUAUCUUCACAAAUGGUGAAAGAGGGCAUAGAACCCAAUGCCCAUACCUUCUCUACUCUCAUACAUGGAUACUUCCGAGAAGGGAAUGUGGAUUUUGCAAAGGGCAUAUUUUCAGAAAUGAUUAUUAAAGGGCUUUUGCCUGAUGUUGUAACCUAUACAAUUUUAAUCAAGGGGUAUUUCAAAAUUGCAGACACGGAGGGUGCUCUUGGGAUUUAUAAAGAAAUGCAAGAGGAAGGGCUCGCUCCUAAUGCUUUCACAAUUAGUUGUCUCAUUGAUGGGUUGUGCAAAGAUGGACAUGUUAAUGAUGCAUUCAAACUUUUUCUGAAAGUUACAACCUCUGCAGAUUGUGAAGGCACUCAAUCUCAGUUUGACACGAGAACAAGUCCUUUCAAUCAUGUAGUAUAUACGGCUCUUAUCCAAGGGCUUUGUAAGGAAGGGAGAAUACUUAGAGCUAGUAAGCUGUUCUCAGAUAUGAGAGCUCGUGAUUUAAGGGCUGAUAUAGUCACUUACAUAAUUAUUAUUCUGGGACACUCUCGAGCGCAGCAUGUCCAAAAUUUACUGAUGUUGCAGGCAGAUAUGCUCAAACUAGGUUUCUUGCCUGACACUGUCAUAUGUCGAAUCCUGCACAAGUCUUAUGUGGAGUUUGGGGAUAUUAAAUCAGCUUUAAAGUGCUUUGGGGAUCUACUAGGCUUAGGUGUUGCGUCCAAGCAGUUACUUCCCAAACAGUGGGGUCAUAAUCUUGUUUUACAGGAAUCUUGUGAAUGAUGGUUUGUCAAAAGGCCAGGUGUAAAGAAGUCCUGUGAUGAAAGCUGGUUCCCUGCAAGGAUAUUGAUGAAGCACACCUUUUGCAAGACAUCUGCCAGCUGUGAUUUGCAUGUGUAUCUUUUUAGUUGUGUUGGCGAGUCCUGUUUUGGCCGAUUUCAUUCAGCAGCGUUUUUGCACAAGAAGAUCAUUUAUCAGGCCUUGUGGCCAUUUGUCCUGGAUUAGACUGAAAAAAUCUGACUGUUGAAUUUGUAUGCAACGAAAUUUCCAGCUCUGCCGAAGUUCCUUUCCCUCUUAAGUCACUUGAAUAAUUGGAGCUUUUGGUUUGCGGUUCGCCUUAAGUGGGCAAAAAAUAGGCAAACACCGACCACAAUCAGCUUUUUUCGGAUCGCAGUUCGCGGGGAGAUUAGAGAAUUAUGUUACAUACUGGAUGCUGCCCCAUCCUUUUGAGGGUCUUUCUUAAAUUGUCUUGAAAGUAAAGCUGUGAGUUCCCAGCAUGUGAAACAAUAGCAAGGCCAAAGUAUCUUUCUCUGAAUCAGCAAAGA
Molecule: messenger RNA, 2995 nt
Organism: Beta vulgaris subsp. vulgaris (sugar beet)
Lineage: Eukaryota; Viridiplantae; Streptophyta; Magnoliopsida; Caryophyllales; Amaranthaceae
Product: putative pentatricopeptide repeat-containing protein At1g74400
Exons: 4
Coding region: 417-2453 (678 amino acids)
Biological process (GO): RNA modification
Molecular function (GO): RNA binding; protein binding
Source: RefSeq, a predicted model, not a curated record